Messenger RNA from Acanthosepion pharaonis, 1527 nucleotides. NCBI's taxonomy places the organism in Eukaryota, Metazoa, Mollusca, Cephalopoda, Sepiida, Sepiidae. The record is from the annotation of a GenBank genome assembly.
AUGAAGGCAGUGGCAUCCAGAGGCACAGAAGAUGACGUGGUUGCCUUCCAUGAAUACCUAGCUUUGCAUAACCGUCAUCCACGAGAGACCAUCCAUCUAUCAUUCUUCAUUUACAUCUAUCUGACUGACAAUCUUUCUUCUUCUUCCCCGAUCAUACUUUCUAAUAUAUAUUACAGGCGUUUUCUAUCUAUCUAUAUAUUUAUUUCAGUCUUUUCUUAUCUGUCUGUCCCAGUCUUUUCCGUUUACAUUUCUAACUUAGUCUUUCGUUAUCUUUCAAUCUACCGUAGUUUUUUGAAUUUUUUUUUUAUAUCUAUCUAUGGUAGUUUUUUUUUAUAUCUAUCUAUGGUAGGGGCUUUUUUAUAUCUAUCUAUGGUAGGGUUUUUUUUAUAUCUAUCUAUGGUAGGGGCUUUUUUAUAUCUAUCUAUGGGGCUUUUUUAUCUAUCUAUCUAUCUAUCUAUCUAUCUAUCUAUCGUAGGGUUAAUUUUAUCUAUCUAUCUAUCUAUCGUAGGGUUAAUUUUAUCUAUCUAUCUAUCUAUCGUAGGGUUAAUUUUAUCUAUCUAUCUAUCUAUCGUAGGGUUAAUUUUAUCUAUCUAUCUAUCUAUCUAUCUAUCUAUCGUAGCGUUAAUUUUAUCUAUCUAUCUAUCUAUUUAUCUAUCUAUCUAUCUAUCUAUCUAUCGUAGCGUUAAUUUUAUCUAUCUAUCUAUCUAUCUAUCUAUCUAUCUAUCCGUUAAUUUUAUCUAUCUAUCUAUUGUAGGGUUAAUUUUAUCUAUCUAUCUAUCUAUCUAUCGUAGGGUUAAUUUUAUCAAUCUAUCUAUCGUUUUUUUUUUAUCUAUCUAUCUAUCUAUCGGUUUUUUUAUCUAUCUAUCUAUCGUAGGGUUUUUUUAUCUAUCUAUCUAUCGUAGGGGUUUUUUUUAUCUAUCUAUCUAUCUAUCUAUCUAUCUAUCUAUCUAUCGUGUUUCUUUUAUCUAUCUAUCUAUCGUAGGUUGUUUUUUUUAUCUAUCUGUGUUUUUUUAUCUAUCUAUCUAUCUGUGUUUUUUAUCUAUCUGUGUUUUUUUUUAUCUAUCUAUCUGUGUUUUUUUUAUCUAUCUAUCUGUGUUUUUUUUAUCUAUCUAUCUCUGUUUUUUUUAUCUAUCGUGUUUUUUUUAUCUAUCUAUCGUGUUUUUUUUAUCUAUCUAUCGUGUUUUUUAUCUAUCUAUCGUGUUUUUUAUCUAUCUAUCGUGUUUUUUAUCUAUCUAUCGUGUUUUUUAUCUAUCUAUCGUGUUUUUUAUCUAUCUAUCUAGCUAUCGUGUUUUUUAUCUAUCUAUCUAUCUAUCUAUCGUGUUUUUUAUCUAUCUAUCUAUCUAUCGUGUUUUUUAUCUAUCUAUCUAUCGUGUUUUUUAUCGUGUUUUUUUAUCUAUCUAUCGUGUUUUUUUUAUCUAUCUAUCUAUCUAUCUAUCUAUCUAUCUAUCGUGUUUUUUUUAUCUAUCGUGUUUUUUUUUAUCUGCCCAUCUAUCUAUUGUAGUUUUUUUUUUUAUCUAUCUGCUGUAG